This is a messenger RNA of Hyalella azteca, 890 nucleotides long. RefSeq names its product beta-1,4-galactosyltransferase 3-like. Gene Ontology annotation, molecular function: glycosyltransferase activity. Lineage: Eukaryota; Metazoa; Arthropoda; Malacostraca; Amphipoda; Hyalellidae. The record is from RefSeq and is a predicted model, not a curated record. Gene Ontology annotation, biological process: carbohydrate metabolic process. The transcript is spliced from 5 exons. The annotation marks the transcript as partial.
GAAACGUUUUCUUUGCUUUAAAUUCGUUCUUAAUUUCUCUUAGUUUUUUACUGAUGCUGAGACAUAUUCGAUUGACAUCUGUUGCGUUUCAGACUUGCCAUUCCGAAAACGGUUGCCAUUAGAAUUUGUUAAGGGUGGCUCUGCAGGCUGCAGCCGCUGCUCUGCCUUCUGCUGUUCCUGGUCUUUCAGGCUCUGCAGACAUUGUUUUGGCGGUGUACGUGUGAGAUGUUCAAGAAAUGUGCUGCUACUGAUGUUGGCCUGCGCUCUAUUCUACGCCGCUUCAGCUCCGUCAUAUUCCUUGGAACCCUCCAGCACUGCGUCUGUCAUGACCAGCAAACAGUCCCUGACAAAGGAACGAAACUGGCAUCGCAGCAGCGAGAUUUCUCCUCGGCCAUCAAGCGAGACUCUCGGUGACGCGUCUUCAAGACUCGAGGGCGUCAAGAACAACAGCGACCGCACCAUAUACACUCAAAUCACGGGCAUAAAUGGCAUCAAUAAUGAUCACAGCGUCAACAAUAGUAAAAGUUCCAUAACCGAGGAAGACUUAGAUAAAAAAAGCAAUAAUAAGUUGGACAAAGUGACAGGUGAAGAGCCGAACUUGAGUUCAAUGAGCGGUGAGCUGCUGCCUUGUCCAACGAUGCCUCCAAACCUUGGAGGACCAGUCGCCGUGGACACUUCUUCAGCAGACCUUGCGGAGGAAGAGCGGCGGCACCCCGAGCUGCUGCCUGGGGGCCAAUGGCGGCCGGAGGAGUGCCAGGCACGGCAGAAGGUGGCCCUCAUCAUUCCAUACAGAUCCCGUGCUUCUCAUCUGCCAAUAUUCCUGCACCACAUGCACCCGUUCCUGCAGCAGCAGCAGCUCGACUACGGCAUCUUCGUCGUGGAACAGGCAG